Molecule: messenger RNA, 2045 nt
Organism: Physella acuta
Lineage: Eukaryota; Metazoa; Mollusca; Gastropoda; Physidae
Product: transmembrane protein 145-like
Biological process (GO): G protein-coupled receptor signaling pathway; response to pheromone
Source: RefSeq, a predicted model, not a curated record
UUAUACUUCAAAAUGGUGGAUGUUGUUUUACAAUCGCAAUAACAAGUCUUUCAGCCCUACUUGUAACAAAACACUUCAAAAACACUGGAGGAAUGUUUGCCAUUGAUAGAAUCGUUAUUGUUUUUGUAAUUCUCGUAUUGACUUGUGUACAGGACAUACAAACAAAAUGGGUAGAAGGGACAAUAAAAACAGAUUCGGACUGGAUGUUCCUAACAAGGUUCUGCUUCCUCAGCAACAUCGGGAACAUGAACUAUAAGUUAGAGUAUCCUACAAAAUAUGGAAUUCAAAAUCUCUUGUUUUACUAUGAUGUACCUGGCCAAUGGGAUGCAGUGUAUAAAAGAGAUUUGACUUGUGAUGAACAGGUAGCUGCUUUAAGAGGAUCCAAUAUAUUUCCCCUGGCUCCUGCAGGCUCUAUGUGUGUCAAAGAACUGAGGAAAGGCCAGGAGUGGUAUGUCUGUACUGGGGACAUGGAUUUCAGUUCAGCCCGCGAGAGGUGGUGGUUUGUGGUGCUGUCAAGAUGUGGCCCACCUGCCAACAAUACAGCUCGUGGGAUGUACUUGGAUUACAAGCUCCACAUGACCAAUGGGGAUGAUCUGCUACAUAAGGAGUUCUCUGCUGAUGAGUUCUAUAUUCUGGUGAUAGAUAUUAUAUUUUUUAUCAUCUACAUCAUCUUGGUGGCUCUGUCAAUUGCUUGUGCAGUGGUACUGGUGAAGAGGAAACUACUCCACACCACUUACAAGAUGUACAUGGUGACCCUGAUCAUCUGGUUCCUACACCUGUUGUGUAUGGUCAUAGCCUGGGGAUCUUACGGUUCCACUGGCUGGGAGCUUAGACCAUUGGAGGUAUUUGGGCGGAUCCUUCAAGCAUGUGGUCACAUUGUGUUCAUGCUGAUGUUGAUUCUGAUGGCUAAAGGCUACACAAUCGUAAGGGGAAGGCUCUCAAAGAAGAAUGCUGUCAAGAUCACUGUCUUCAUCAAUCUCUAUGUCAUAGCUUUGGUGGUGCUUUUUAUAUGGGAAGGGGUGCUGUUUGAUCCUGGACUUGUCCUGUACUACUACGAGAGCCCCCCGGGCUAUGGGAUGAUCACAGUCAUUCUGAUUGGUUGGCUGUGGUUCACUAAAGCUGCGGUCUUCACGUUAAAGCACUACAACUCUAAGUCUCACUUCUACAUCGUCUUUUACACAAUCUUCACCAUAUGGUUCUGGGCUGCCCCUUUCACCACCAUGUUGGCUAUGUUUGCCAUGGAGAAAUGGACCAGAGAAAAAUCUGUCAAUGGAAUACAGCAGCUGAUUGCUUGUAUUGGUCAUUCUGUGUUCUUGUUUCUGACUAUGCCCAGCAGAGCCAAUGGAAAUUUCCCAUAUCACAUUAAAACUACACAGAUUGACACUGUCAGUGAAGCCGAAGACGAAACAUCCAGGUCUGACAGCCCUUACACUAUCAGCUCAUCCGAGGCCAUCACAGGAACUGGGCCUAACCUCGCCUUCUUUGUCACCUUCAAAGGUGGGAAAUCCGAGGUCGUUGAGGGUGACAGGCCCAUGUAUAAAGCCCUGGACAGGUAUCCGUUCACUGGGGACAACUCACCUCCCAGUUACCCACAGGCUAUGGCCUUGCCCCCCAUUGGCCAUCAAGUUACCAACCAGAAUUACACCAACGCCCUCUAUGAAAACAACCAACAGAACAGUGAGCAGAACCAGGUGAGCGCCAACAAACUCCCACCACUCAGGAGAGCUAUCCUGGGUGACCUGGAGGGGGAAGCUCAGACAACUCUGCCACCUGUCAGGGGGACUGGAUUACCUUCCAUUGUACCAUCAGCACCAACUCAGCCAAUCCAGGCAACUCUUCCUCCACUGAAGGGAGUUGGAUUACCUCCCAUUACUCCAUCUUUAACCUUGCAGCAACAUUAGGAAAAAAAAUAAUCUUUUUUUGGUCUAUUUUCCUUAGUUAUAAAGAACUAAAAGCACCCAAAAUUUAAAAGAUUAGAACAAAAGCAAUCACAUUAAUGGUUAACCUUUUUUUUUAUAAUAAUAUUUUUUUUGUCAAUUUUUAAA